ACGUUUAGAAAUAUAUAUUUAUAUAUAUUUUGUGUAUAGAAUACAUAAAACGUUUUUACUUAAUGCUCAAUCACUUGUCAAACUCGAAUGGGACGUUGAGCAUGGAGUCAAUUAGUGAAAUAAUUGACCAUCAGACAUUGAGCCGGCAGCUAGUGGAGGAUACCAGCGAUCUGAUGGUGCAACACACAUUGGUGGGCCGUACACCGUCGCCAGCGUCUUCGGUAACGGUACUAUCGGCACAUGAUAGCGUGGUCGAUGAGCAUGAAAUGGCCAACUCGUCCAGUGUUGUUUUGAAUUCGGACUCUGGCGAGCACAGCAAUAUGGCAAUUGUGCACAAUAUUAUGGAUCAUCAUAGUCCAACGUAUCAAACACAGCGGCUUCAUCAGCAACACCAUAUGCACCAGCACCCUGAACAUCAUAUGCAGCAUCAUCACCAGCACUUGAGUUUGCCGCAACGUUUGCGUCUGGAGAGCCCCGUACAUUUUGUGGCGGCUGAUAAUACGUUAGACGCAUUGUCGGUGGGAUCGAACUGUUCGAAUACAAUGGGACAUAUCAUUGCCAUGGAGCAAGAACAUAAAUUAGUGAUAGUUAAUGGCAAUAGUAAUGGUAGUAGCACCAACAACAAUAAUAACAAUAAUAAUAUUUGUAAUAGUCUUAAAAAUAACAACAACAACAACAAUGUUAGCAGUAAUCACAAUAAAAGCAAUUGUGAUUUGGGUGUCGUUUUAGAUGACCUAACGGCCGACGAUCACACAACAAUGGAUUCUUCAGAUCAGCCUAACUAUGAGUCGCAUGACGGUUCGGCGGAAUCUGAAUCACAUCACACCUCCGCACUACAUCAUAUGCAUCUUCACCACCACCACCAUCAGCAGCGUUGUCGUCACAACAUCCAUGAUCACUGCCCCCUACAAUCAGCUCAAACAGAGCCACUAACGGCGAUAGUUCAAAAUCAUGACGAUUCUCGGGACUCUGCCACUCAGAUAUUGAGUCCCCCGGAGCUAAGCGUGGUGGGUGUAGGCGAAAACUCGCUGGGGACUAGUUCCUAUCAAACACUGACUUCUGUAGUAAACGAUGAACCAUUAUCUCCGCCCGGAUUUAGUCCUACAUCAGCAUAUGCCACGUUGACACCUUUGCAGCCAUUGCCACCCAUUUCCACCAUGUCGGAAAAGUUUGCCUAUGGCGGCCACAUCAGUGGUGGGGGUGUUGUUAGUAGUUCCAGUACAAACGAUGCAGCUAGUGACGAUGGUGGUAAUGGCAAUAGUGCAUCGAAUGGUUCAGCUGGAGUAGUUGGCCCAUAUGUUGUGAUGCCAACUACUCAUCAUGGUCAUAAUCAGCACCAACAUUCACAGCAUCAUCAUUCGCAUCAACAACACUCGAAUCCACUGAGUUCCCUUAGUUUAAGUGGUCUGAGUGGUGGUGAGCCCUCACCAUAUUCCUCAUAUGAUAAACUGCCAACAAUGGGGAUGUCCAUGACACCACCUCAUAACUAUGGCAGCUCUCCGUCUCACACUCUUUCAGGACUUGUAGUAUCGUGCGAUUUGCCGGCCACCUCACCUGGUGGCUGCGGCCCCCUAUCACCUCAGUCAAAUUACAGCCACUCUGCAGAUUUACAGUCACCCAAACCUUUACAAUCUAAUUUAUUACGUUGUAAGGAUUCUUCCAGCUCGAAAUUGAACACCUUGACAACAGACACUGACACUGGUGUCACCGGCUGUGCUGCAGAACGUCAUGUAGUAUGCCUGUCGUCCGUCAAUAUUAAUGGUAGCAGUGAUGUUGGUGAUCAUGUCAUUAUUACGGAUUACGAGUCACCAUACAAUUCUCAACAAAGGGACAUGAUUGUCUCAAGCACACCAUCUACCUCAUCAGCAUCUAAUGGAUGCGGCCGAAAUGGCUCUCACUUACAUCUACAAACUGCGAGUCCUGGGGCACUUAGUCCACACUCGGUAUCUGCCAGUUCUAUGAAUUCACCUGGUACAGUCGUAACAUUACCACACUUGAACUGCAACAAUAACAAAAACUUAGUGGAUAUAUCUGCACUGCAAGGAAAUCAACAGCAUGUGGUAUCGCUCACACCUUCACCACCACCACAAAACAUCGGCUUAAGUGAAGCGCCUCGAACGUUAUUAGUGACCGUAAAUCAUGGCCAUGACGACAGUAAUACCUUGAACGGACGAAGACUGAUGAUAAAUGGAAGUCUCGAUACACAUUUGAUAAUGCAAACAACACAACAGCAGCAGCAUCAACAAAAGCACCAUCAAGAUACUAAAUCACAUCCUAUAACAGGUGAUUGCACCAAUAAUGGAUCGCAGCAAACUCAAAUUGUUAUUCAAGCUCAACAACAGCAGCAGCAGCAGCAGCAACAACAACCAAUCCAGAAUCAACAAAUCCAGAAUGAAAUUCAGCCUCGUAACAAUAAACACUCCAUCACUAAUUCCAGCGCCAACUCACACACCACCAGCUCAAGCUGUGGAGACAUGGAGGAGAUCAAUACAAAAGAGUUGGCCCAACGUAUUUCAGCAGAACUUAAGCGCUACAGUAUACCUCAGGCAAUAUUCGCUCAACGUGUUUUGUGUCGUUCUCAAGGCACUUUAUCCGAUCUGUUGCGUAACCCAAAACCCUGGUCGAAACUCAAAUCUGGACGCGAAACGUUUCGACGCAUGUUCAAAUGGUUGCAAGAGCCUGAAUUUCAACGUAUGUCUGCCCUACGUAUGGCAGCCGCUCAAUUGCCCCAGCGCAGCUCAUGUACAACUAAUGGCAACAGUUCCAUUAAUCAUCAUAUAGUCAACAAUAGUGUACAUGAAGAUUUCGAUUUGGAUUUUGCUGGACCGACUAGUUUAAGUAGCACAACACCCAGCACUAUCCCAGCAGGACCAGUAGUGAUAGCUGGAGCACCCUGUCACCGUAAAGAUGAAAUACAAAUGGAACAUAUGCCCCAACCCAAGAAGCCUCGUCUAGUGUUUACUGAUUUACAAAGGCGCACCUUGCAGGCCAUCUUUAAGGAAACUAAACGACCUUCAAAGGAAAUGCAAGUAACAAUUGCACGACAACUCGGACUGGAACCAACCACAGUCGGUAACUUUUUCAUGAAUGCACGCCGACGCUCAAUGGAUAAGUGGCGGGAUGAUGAUGGAAACAGUACUCUAUCCGGGCAUGGUGGCGCCAAAAGCUCUUCAUAUCAAUCAAAUUCUAGUAGCAAUAACCAUAACCUUCAAAGUCAGUCAGGGAAUCAUAGUAAUUCAAAUAAUGGCAGUAGUCAAUUCAUUAACAAUAAUCGCAACAACAUUGGCAAUAUACAUAUACAACUUUCUUCUUCCCAAUACCACCAAGAUCAUCACCAUUCAUCUUCACUGGACUUGGAUGAUGAUGGAGAUAUGGACCUGGAUUUGGUACACGACGAUUUCGAAUUAAGCGACCACAAUAUUGAUGACAGUCAACACCAAAAAGAUGACAUGUUGUGACAUAAUACAGACUGCAAACAGAUUAUAAAAUCCGAGUUCGACUUUGAACAGCUGGAGUCUCAGCCAAAUGGGCUGGAAUUCAAAAGUGUCCUUAAAAUAAAUCACAACAGUAACAGUAAUGAUAUACAUGUGAAUGCUUCAGCGGUUAAGCUUCAAUUAGAUUUAUCAGAUAACGAUUCCAACACACACAAUUCAUUCGUCUCCCCCUGCGUAUCGAUUAACAACUUUGGUGAGGAACAUCACACCAUUUCAAAUGAUCUGAUACAAGGAGAGUUCGACGAUUCAGACGAU
Calliphora vicina (urban bluebottle blowfly) is the source of this 3749-nucleotide messenger RNA. It is a transcript of the gene onecut, whose product is annotated as onecut. The coding region runs from base 102 to 3458 and encodes 1118 amino acids. Gene Ontology annotation, cellular component: nucleus. Gene Ontology annotation, molecular function: RNA polymerase II cis-regulatory region sequence-specific DNA binding; DNA-binding transcription factor activity, RNA polymerase II-specific. The transcript is spliced from 3 exons. Gene Ontology annotation, biological process: regulation of transcription by RNA polymerase II. The record is from RefSeq and is a predicted model, not a curated record. NCBI's taxonomy places the organism in Eukaryota, Metazoa, Arthropoda, Insecta, Diptera, Calliphoridae.